Molecule: messenger RNA, 3532 nt
Organism: Tarenaya hassleriana
Lineage: Eukaryota; Viridiplantae; Streptophyta; Magnoliopsida; Brassicales; Cleomaceae
Product: kinesin-like protein KIF3B
Exons: 20
Coding region: 150-3386 (1078 amino acids)
Biological process (GO): microtubule-based movement
Molecular function (GO): microtubule motor activity; ATP binding; microtubule binding
Source: RefSeq, a predicted model, not a curated record
AGAAAAAGGAAAAUAAUUUAAAGCCUUCCGCUCUCUCUCUCCAUUUUCUUGAUCUUUCAGUGUAGAACACAUAAGAAAGAUAAAAACUUUGAUCACCUUCUGGUUUCGGAUUCUCUGGGCUUCCAAGUCGUAAAUCAGUCUACGUUUCCAUGGAAGACGUUGAAUCCAACGCUACCCUUCCCGAUGAGACGAAAUUCCAGUCACCCGGUUCGACGGGGAUUAGGGUUUCACAGUCCGGACACGGUGCGGCGGAGAACGAAGAGACUAGUGACUCUAUUAUGCAUGAUUCUGGAGAUUCUUUGUCCGAUUCGAUGCUCUGUGAUCCAAAUUCGAGAUUUGUACCGACCGGUUUUACAAAACCCAAUUGCACAGAUGAUAUCUUGAUGUUCAUAAAUGCUGGGGGAGAUAACUUGAAGGUUUUAGAUUCUGCCUUGAAUAUCCUCAGUGAUACUUAUUUCGAAGGAGGAGACGUGCUAAGAACGGAUGAGCUUAUAGUCGAGGCUGGAGACUAUCCAUUCAUCUAUCAGUCAGCACGUGUAGGGAACUUUUGUUACCUGUUGAACAAUCUUCCUCCGGGAGAAUAUUUUGUCGAUUUCCAUUUCGCAGAGAUUAUUAAUACCAACGGGCCUAAGGGUAUAAGAGUGUUCAAUGUCUAUAUUCAAGGAGAGAAGGUCCUAGAAGAGUUUGAUGUUUUCUCGGUAGUUGGUGCAAACAGACCACUCCUGCUGGUUGAUUUAAGGGUCGUGGUGACUGAAGAUGGGUUGAUUAGGAUAAGGUUUGAAGGAGUGAAUGGAAGCCCAGUUGUUUGUGGGAUAUGUGUGAGGAAAGCACCACAGAUUUCAGUGCGAAGGGUUUCAGAAGAUUAUAUCAAAUGCAGGAAUUGCUCUGCUGAAAUAGAGAUUUCUCCGGCCCGGAAGAGGCUUAUGCGAGUGAAAGCUCAAGACCAGUAUGAGAAGAAGAUACAGGACCUUUCAAAGCAGUGCCAACUUAAGACAAAUGAGUGCCAUGAAGCAUGGAUGUCAUUGACUUCUGCAAAUGAACAGCUGGAGAAGGUGAUGAUGGAGCUCGACAAUAAGACAUUUGAGGCUUGCUCUCUAGAUCAAACCAUGACACAGCAAGCUGUUAGUUUAAGAACCAUAACAAGCAAGUACGAAAGCGAUAAGAGACAUUGGUCCUCAGCAAUUGGAGAUUUACAAGAGAGAAUAAAGAUAAUGAAAAAAGAACAGUCUCAGCUAUCUCAGAAGGCACAUGAGUGUGUUGAAUCCAUCCCUGAAAUGUACAAAAUGGUUGAUGGAGUUCAGGCACUUGUCUCACAGUGUGAAGAACUCAGGCACAAGUACAUCAAAGAGCAGGCCAAACGAAAAGAGUUGUAUAACUAUAUCCAGGAGACCAAAGGCAAUAUUAGGGUUUUUUGCCGAUGCCGCCCUUUGAACAAGGAAGAGACGUCAUCUGGGUGUUCAACAAUUGCUGACUUCGAUGGAGCAAAUGAUGGAGAGCUUGGAAUCACCACAGGAAACUCUUUUAAGAAAACUUUCAAGUUUGACAGGGUUUUUACCCCAAAAGAUGGUCAAGUGGAUGUCUUUGCGGAUGCAUCACCACUGGUUGUUUCUGUGUUGGACGGCUACAACGUGUGUAUUUUCGCAUAUGGACAAACAGGAACAGGAAAGACUUUUACCAUGGAGGGUACUCCACAGAACAGGGGUGUCAAUUAUAGGACACUCGAACAGUUAUUUGAAGUUGCUAAGGAAAGGAGGGAAACAGUUUCAUAUAAUAUAUCCGUUAGUGUCCUUGAGGUCUACAAUGAACAAAUAAGAGACUUGCUGGCAACAUCUCCAGGAUCAAAGAAGUUGGAGAUAAAACAAUCACCUGAGGGAUCUCAUCAUGUUCCUGGAUUAGUAGAAGCAAAAGUGGAAAGCAUCAAUGAAGUCUGGAAUGUGCUUCAAGCUGGAAGCAAUGCUAGAGCUGUUGGAUCCAAUAAUGUCAACGAGCAUAGCAGUCGCUCUCACUGUAUGCUCUGUAUAAUGGUAAAAGCCAAGAACUUGAUGAAUGGUGAGUGCACAAAAAGCAAGCUUUGGCUUGUAGACUUGGCCGGAAGUGAAAGGUUAGCCAAAACUGACGUGCAAGGUGAGCGUCUCAAAGAAGCGCAAAAUAUCAAUAGGUCUUUAUCUGCACUCGGGGAUGUGAUUUAUGCAUUGGCAACGAAAAGCAGUCACAUUCCGUACAGGAACUCAAAGUUGACACAUUUGCUUCAAGAUUCAUUAGGAGGUGACUCGAAGACUUUAAUGUUUGUGCAAAUCAGUCCAUCUGAGCAGGACAUGAGUGAGACUCUGAGUUCGUUGAAUUUUGCAACUCGAGUUCGGGGGGUUGAGUUGGGUCCUGCAAAGAAGCAAGUUGAUACCAGUGAGAUUCAGAAGUUGAAAACAAUGCUUGAAAAAACAAGGCAAGAAUGCAGAUCUAAAGAUGAAUCGCUAAGGAAGCUGGAAGAGAACUUUCAAAACCUGGAGAGUAAGACCAAAGGGAGAGACCAGACAUACAGAAGUCUCCAGGAAAAGAACAAAGAACUCGAGAGCCAGCUUGAGUCAAGAAUUUCUUUGCACAGCCAGUCGGAGAAGCAAUACACGCAGCUUCUAGAAAGACUAAAGGGAAGAGAUGAGAUGUGUAGCAACCUCCAACAGAAGAUCAAGGAGCUAGAGUUUAAGCUUCGAGAAAUUCAACAAUCGGAAUCUGCAACUUUUCAGCAGAAGGUCAAGGAUCUUGAGAAUAAGCUGAAAGAGUCUGAAAGCAGUUCCCUAACAUUGCAACAGAAGAUUAAGGAGCUGGAGUUGAAACAGAAAGAAGACAAAGACCGAGACCAAGAAGUAAUUUUGCUACGUCUUAAGGUGACAGGACUCGAAGCCAGUAUAAAGGAGCAAGAGCAGCACAUACAUCAACUGGAAUCUCGUGAAUUCCCCGAUGCCAUCAAUGCUACUACUGCGAGCGAAGCGAAAACUUGCUUCAAAGACGAUAACUUCCCAAAUGAGAAAAACGAGUCUAAUAUCUUAAGGGCUUCUAACUCGAUUAACCGUCCAAGUAGCCAUUAUCGCAGGUCAUCCAUUUCUCGAAGGAAUGAUUCUUUUCUCCACGAGCCUGUGAGAAAGAAAAGGGAUUCAAGAAGUGGUGACACAGAGAACAAUAACAACGAUGCUUCAUCGGUUCACAUGAACGAGAAACGGAUCAGGAAAUCAGACCCACCAAAAGUGGUUUCGAGACUGACCAGACCUACAAGACAAGCUGCUGGUUCAUCAAACCAAGCGCCCGUUGCUCCCAGGAGGUUUAUUAACAGGGAACAACAACAAGCUCAGGGAGCCAAAGAGAGGGACACCAGGAAGAAGAUUUGGUCAAGAUAAUGGAGUCACAUGUAAGAAAAAAAACUGGUCUGAUUCUACAUUAGGUUAGAUUCGACACGAGUUAGAUUUCUUUGUGUGUCUUGACAAAGUAAAAUCUUGGAUUUGUUAUAACCAAAGUUUUACAUUCAUUCUGACUUGGGUCUGUC